CACGUCUCUUCCACCAACCUCAACGAUCUCAACACCAGCACGAUGGCCCCCACAAAGCAAGCACCCACCCGUCAAGCCAUCACUCUCAAAGGCUCGACGAAUCUUGUCACUGAAUUCUUCAAAUAUGCCGCUAACACAGUCCUGUUCCAGAGAGGUGUCUAUCCUGCGGAUGACUUUCACAUGGUGAAGAAGUACGGGCAGACCGUGCUCGUCACGCAAGAUCUCGCACUAGAGAACUACCUUGACAGGAUUCUGAAGCAAGUGAACCAGUGGCUUCUCACGGGCGCGGUGACCCAGCUGGUGCUCGCGAUCAUCUCGAAGGACUCCAGGCUCCCGCUCGAACGCUGGGUGUUCGACAUCAAUCUCGUGGAACAGCCCGCGGCGGAGGGCUCACAGCCGGCACCUGCCAAGCCCGAGAGCGAGAUCCAGGCAGAAAUCCGGGCGAUCCUGAAGCAAAUAGUGUCGACGGUGACGUUCCUGCCGGUCAUCGACGAGCCGACGGUGUUCAACAUCCUGGCGUACACGUCGGAGUCGGUGGACAUUCCCGCGAACGAGUGGGUGGAUACAGACCCGCUCGCGAUCGAGGCGUCGAAGAGCCAGCAAGUCAAACUUCGGAGCUUUAGUACAGAUGUGCAUCGGAUCGAGGCCAUGGUUGCAUAUAGAUACGAGGGAUAGGUCCGAAAGAGGGGAUGGGGCGCCGCAGGAGGGGAUGCCGGAGCCCGGACGAGAGAGGGCGCUCUCUAUUUCUGUCUAUUCGGGAAUUCCAGCG
This is a messenger RNA of Trametes versicolor FP-101664 SS1, 769 nucleotides long. Its product is annotated as mitotic spindle checkpoint protein MAD2. The record is from RefSeq and is a predicted model, not a curated record. Gene Ontology annotation, biological process: mitotic spindle assembly checkpoint signaling. The transcript is spliced from 5 exons. The coding region runs from base 43 to 675 and encodes 210 amino acids. Gene Ontology annotation, cellular component: nucleoplasm; kinetochore; cytoplasm. NCBI's taxonomy places the organism in Eukaryota, Fungi, Basidiomycota, Agaricomycetes, Polyporales, Polyporaceae.